ACACUAUGCCUACUUUGUAGUAGAUAUACGAGCUAAAUUAGCCAUGUUUACUUCCAAGAAUUUACCCCGCUAAAUAUAUGCACAGGUAUUGCAUUUGAAUAAUUUAUGGACUCCAGCACUUUCAAUUUAAUUACUUACUUAGCUUAUCGCGGAACAAAACACGCAAUUUGUUUAUACUUGAAAAAAGCUCACCGAAAAGCUAUCAUUUACUAAUUUUGUUAGAGAGCUUUUCACUCUUGUUAUCAACGAUCAGGUUGAGGGAAUUUCCCCCACCACUCAAAUUUGCAUACACUUUGCUCCGCUUUUUAUGAUACCCAGUAAUUAAUGAAUCGCGAGUCUUUUUGUCAGGCAAUUUACACGACGCUUAGCUAUUCAAUUUCAAUUGCCAUUCAAUUUCAAUUAGUUUAGUUGCUCAGCCCCAAGGGAAAUUUGACUAAGUUUUUCCUCCAGUUGUGGAGUAACAGCCACCAUGCGAGGUUUAUAUCUGAGUCUUAUGCUCUUAGUGUUCACUUUAGUGGUGGUGCGGGCUCUCAACUGCAAGCCGUGUAAAUUGCUGGAAGCCCGCAAAACACAUGCAAACGAAACCCACACUCAGCCGAAGUGAGAAAAAGUGUGAUGGGCGGUGU
Messenger RNA from Drosophila eugracilis, 626 nucleotides. RefSeq lists its product as uncharacterized. The record is from RefSeq and is a predicted model, not a curated record. NCBI's taxonomy places the organism in Eukaryota, Metazoa, Arthropoda, Insecta, Diptera, Drosophilidae. The coding region runs from base 470 to 604 and encodes 44 amino acids. The transcript has a single exon.